AUUGUUCAGUGUUCUUUUUAAUUUUUAUUUUUUUCUCUCUCACAGUGUUGCCAAUUAUUCAUUUUUUAUGUGAAGUGACAAUAUAAGAAAACUGUAUAUUACUUGAGUUGUACAAAGAAACACCAAGCAGAGCUGGGCUCUCAAGAUGGGCGAUUCCAGGGCGUCAGUGCAGGUUCUGCUUGUCGGAAUCAUAUGCAUGUCGACCCUGGCCUCAGCAAGCGUAAGUCUGCUUUGUUGUUUUGUUUUCAGUUAAAGUAAAAAGAAAAAAGCAAAAAAAAAAAAAAGAAUCUGGUAAAAUCUUUUAAAUGAAUUAUUAAUAUGCUGUUAAAUAUAAUAUUAAUGUAAAUUUAUGUUACAGUCUAACACAACAUCAGGUAUAUCGACAUCUGAAGAAAGGACUGUUACCUCUCAAAGCAAUGGUUUCCAGGACACUUGCAAUUCAAAAAAUCUACGGGAUGCCAGUCACAUGAUAUCUGCUGCAGUGGACACACUGGCAGGGGAGCUAUCCUGUAAAAAGGGUAACAAUGCAAGCCUAACAGAAGACAAGUCCAAUGAGUUGGAACAAAACCUCCGGCAAAUUGUUCAGUUUACUUUAAAAGUCUUCAAUGGGUUGAGAACAAAUGAAUCUGGAUUCAGUGUCCUGGAUAUUUUUGGAGUCCUGUACAGCCUCAGACUGGGUAACCACAGUGACCCAAGAUUUGUCAGAUUGUGGUUCUCACUGAAGAUGGCUCCCCUUUUGCCCUAUGCCGAUGAGAACUUCCUGAUAGAACUGAGCAACCAGAACUUCAGCUGCACUUCUUUCCAAGAAUUGGUUGAAGGAAUGAGUGAAGAACUGACGACUUCUGACAAAAUAAAGGAAAAACUAAUCUACAGAAACUUCAUCCAAGUCUACCUGUCAAGACAAAACUCACCAGAACCUGGAUGCACAAACAAUGUGAAUGGAAGUGCAGUAUGGCUGCAAAAGAACUUUGGAGAUUUUUCAAAGAUUGCAACCCUUGAGGAACUCCAACAACUUAACGAUGAUUUCUCUGCAGCCGAAGUUUUGUCAGAGCUCUCUUCUUCUCAGCUGGCGCAGUACGUUCAGAGCUCGGGGGCCUCAAACGACACAGACCUAAUCGACAGAGUCUUUGAGGAACUCGAGGAUGGGAACGCUCUGGAAAAUGUGGAUGAAUUCCUAACAGAGCUGACAGCAAAUGGAGAGGUCCAUGAUUUCCAACCUGCUGUGAGGGAUCAUGUAAUGAAUAGGACCUUCCUCAUCAUCAGUCCACACCUUCCACACUUCAACAAAGAUGACUAUUAUGCCUGGUUCCAUGUGAAACUGGUUUCCAUCCUCGCUAGUUUCACUCCAGUGAUGCUUGAGAAGGCAACCUCAAAUGUAAACUGCACAAAUUACCAUGUCAUUGUGAGUGGGAUAGCCAAAGUCUUCCCUGCGAUGCCCUUGCAUAGAAAACAAGGACUCACAGAUGUUCUUCUGGGCUACCUGACAAAUUCAGCAAGUGUCAUCAACGAACCAGUUUGCAGGCAGGGAAUUGAGAGUGAUGCCGAAUGGGUUGAAGCAAACUUGGGUCCGUUCUCCCAGUUCACAACAUACUCUGAGCUCAAAGUCUUCAACCUCUCAGGAGUGGCAGUUGUGGACGUCCUCUCCCCACAGCAGAAGGCAGAGUUCGUCCUGGAUGCAGACAGCGGCGCUUUGCUGGAUGUGGAGGUUGUGAAGGCGGUGUUCACAAGCUUGACGGAAUCUGGUGGUGAAGAGCAGCUCAAUGACUUUUUCCAGGGUUUUACCAACAUCAUCAAGCAGAAAAACAUCACCAUCGUCGCAAAUCCAGCUGCACAGGACACCAUCUUGAACCUGACCUUGACAGCCCUUGCUCCUGCUUUUGAGGAUUUUGAGCCUGAAGACUUUCAGCUGUGGUUCCAGGUCUAUUUGGCUCCCGUGAUGGCGAGCCUUCGUCCUGACAGCUUGCGGGUGAUCCCAAGGAACAUCAGCUGCGCAUCCUACAGAGAAAUUCUCAGUGGCCUUCAGCAAAGUUUGAAAUUCCUGCCGCUGGCUGUUUCGCAUGGCGUCAGAUCAAGCAUAACGUCACUCAAAGAGACAUUCACAGGUUGCUCAGGACCAGAUUCCUUCGCGUGCAAGAAGACCACAGUUGACGAGAACCUCAUCUGUGCUGCAGUGGACAGCUCAAAACUCCAACAAACCCUGUCAAGUGACAAUUCUUCUACAGCUCUGUGCAAUUUCACCAUCACUGAACAUGCUUGCUCCUCGGCCACAAGUCUCACACACAGCAACUUGGUCACGCUUAUGAAGUGCUCACUGGAAAGCCAAAGGGUAUACCCAGUAGAAGUCUGGAAGCUUUUCUUCCAAAAGGCUUCUCCUGCACUGGACCAGGCUCUUGAGACGCUCGCCACCAUGGCGCCCCAAAACAGCAAUCUAGCCUUGUCAUCUGCUCUUGAGGCUCUUGGAGAGGUGAAAAUUGCCAACCUCAGCCGGGAACAACUGCAGAGUGAGAAUUUGAUCCAGAUUUCGCAACCCAUUCUGGCCGCACAACAUCUCCUAUUCACCAACUUGUGA
Molecule: messenger RNA, 2569 nt
Organism: Mugil cephalus (flathead mullet)
Lineage: Eukaryota; Metazoa; Chordata; Actinopteri; Mugiliformes; Mugilidae
Exons: 21
Coding region: 350-2569 (739 amino acids)
Source: RefSeq, a predicted model, not a curated record